Molecule: messenger RNA, 849 nt
Organism: Blepharisma stoltei
Lineage: Eukaryota; Ciliophora; Heterotrichea; Heterotrichida; Blepharismidae
Source: the annotation of a GenBank genome assembly
AUGUUUAGCGACUCCGAUUCCUUUACUUAUUCCCCCAGCAUCCUAAAACAGCUUGAGCAGCAAAACGCAAUCCUUGAAGAAGAAAAUAAGCAGCUUCGAGCAACAUCAUAUUUAAAAGGCGAGCUUGAAAAAACCCGAACUGAGCUCAUAAGAAUGACUUCCCUUAAAGAGCAAUUUGAAGAAAAAUACAACGAAAUGGCUGUGAAAUGCAUGUACUUAGAAAUCGAAGACUCAAUGAUUUAUGAUGAAAACGAACAAAUCACGCUUUUAAACAAAAAAAUUGAAAUGCUGAUGCAUGCAAAUGAAGAUCUAAGAAAAGAAGCAAAAAAGUCUAAAGAGGAAGCUUUGAAAUAUCAGAUGGAAAAUGUGAGGUUGCUAGAAGAUCUAGAGAGGUACAGAAAGGAAGCUUAUAAAUUAAAAGAAAAUAAAGGACAGAAAGAGAAGGCUGUCAAAGGGAAUGAUAAACCAAGUGUCCCAGAGAUGCAGCAUGUAAUCGUUAGUGAAGAAAGGGUAGAGCCUUGUGAGUAUCCAAAUAAAUCGCCAAGCCCAAGGAUUGAGCCUAAGAAAAGUAAACAAGCUGUAACUGUCAGAAAAUCAGCCCCAGUCCAAAUAACGACUCAGCCAACUUUUAAUUUUGCGCUUUCGUCGCCUAAGUUUUGUGCUACUCCAACAGUAUCUGCAUUAUCUCCUCGUCAAAAAGCAUCACCUAUAAGAACAGCUACAAAUCAGCAUGCAAAAUCUCAAUAUUUGCCAAGCUUUUUGAGGAGUAAACGAAUAAUUCGAAAAGAUAAAAAGCCAACUCCAAGAAAUUCAAAUGGAAGCACUCAGUUUGAAAUGCCUGUUGAUUAA